Molecule: messenger RNA, 3009 nt
Organism: Lates calcarifer (barramundi perch)
Lineage: Eukaryota; Metazoa; Chordata; Actinopteri; Centropomidae
Gene: armh4
Product: armadillo like helical domain containing 4
Exons: 7
Coding region: 36-1064 (342 amino acids)
Source: RefSeq, a predicted model, not a curated record
UGACCCCUUGUUGCCUGAAAUUGGACCAAACCUGAAUGCCCAGAGAGGAUGGACCAGAGAGCCUGUGGACUGAGGCAGCGAGACCUGGUGGAGUGGACACUGUGGGGCCACUGUCUCAGGAUGAAGCCACAGAGGGCACCAUGUCAUCAGAGGCUCUCCCUCUUAUCUUUGAGCCUUUUGAAGAUGUCACACCAGAGGGGGCAGCGGCAGCAGCAGCACCAGCACCAGCAGCGGUCACACUGGUGCCCGGCAGCGCUCAGCCUCCUCCUGCUGCCAUGGCGACCGGUGGAAUGCCUCUGUCAGAGGUGGACCUGGGCCAGCUUGUCACCGUGGAGACAGACAGCGACGGUCCCUCGCGUGCUCCGCCCUUGCUGAUGCCAGACUGGACGUCACCUUGGCAGACGUCCGGCGCCGAGCUCCUGGAACCAAUCGGCUCCUCGGUUCCAUCUGUUUCACAGAGGCAAGCCGGAACUGAGCUGGAAGACGGUUCUGAUAGAGUUGCUGUGAGGACACCAAACCCUGAAGAGGACUUGCCUACCACUGGCCCUUCCCUUUCAUCGUACCAGCAUGCUAUGACAAUGGUUACCAUGGCAGCCCAUCAUCCUGUGCACAAAUCUAGAUCAGGGUUAGAGGAGAUGGAGUCUGAGGAGGAGCCAGACGACGAUGAGGAGGAUGAAAACUCUGAGGAAUCGGUGGAAGAGGAGAGCGAAGAGGACCUGACAGAAACACCUAAAACAUCCUCAACACAGCCUCCAUACAGCCUGAUCCCUCCUCCUCCUGUCUGGGUUCAACGCAACCAGGGGCUGAUGCGGAGCUGGGUAGAGCUUAUCAGAGAAAAGGCAGGGUAUGUGUCUGGGAUGUUGGCCCCUGUGGGCAUCGGCAUCACAGGGGCCCUGUUAAUUGUCGGCGCCCUCUACAGCAUCAGGAUGAUUCACCGCAAGAGGAGGAACAGCUUCAAACACCAGAGGAGGAAGGUCAGACAGCCAGAGCAACCUCGAGAGCCCGGUACUAGCCGUCAGGACCAGGCCAUGCUGCUGGCCGACAGCUCCGAGGAUGAAUUCUGAUGAGACUGUUUUUAGGCUCCUUUUGUCGGUGACCAAUGGCUGAUGCUCCUGUAAUGGAGGCUCAGCAAACAUCACCAUCGCUAUGACUACCGCAUCACCCUGGGCUGUUUGGCUAUGACUCAUCUGAUCCACAGAGUGUGACUGAGUAUAGGACACAAUUUGCACAGGCUGCACAAAGGUCAGCUUUGUACCCCCCCACCCACCCUUUGUAGAAGUACCAGUGUGAGCACUUUUCUGAAUGUUGUCAGGUGAUGUUGACUCUAAUGGCCUGACAGGGCUUGUGUGAUGCACUUUGACAUUAAAAAAAAAAAGAUAUUGCUGCUUGUAAAUGUGAAAUACGUUAGCUGGGUAUUGACCUGAUGAAAACGUUGUGGUAAUUCGGGGUUGGCUUUGUGGAGUGGAUGGGGAAAGUGGUGAGAACCAGCGGGUUUUCUGUCAAGUAAUAAAAGGGCUGUAGAAGAGUUACAUUACAUAAACAAUAUAAAUAUAUGUAGCUGACUUGGGGUCAGUUGUGUUAGUGUAAAUAAAGUUUUAUUUCUUGCUUAACAUGUUUAGUAUUUUGGGAGAAACACAUAUUUGCUUUUUGACAGAGAAUUGGAUUGAGAGAUGGAUAUUUGUCCAUUAGCUGGAGCUAGCAGGUGAUUAGCUUAAUUUAGCUAGCUAGCUAGCCUAGCUUUGUCCAAAUGUACAGAAACCUGCCUACGAGCACAUUUAAAGCUCACUGCCCCAAUUGUUUACUCUGUACAAAAGACAAAAAAUAAAAAUGACAAUUUGCCAUUCUAUGAGGAUUAUGUGCUAAUUUUUCCCUUGGCUAGGAGCUGUGACUCUCUGGAGUCUUGACUUGUUAACUUACAACUGAUAAUUGCUCAAUGCUCUGAUUUUGUUACCAUCAGACAGAGUGAGGCCAGCUGUGUUCCCUUUUUCCAGAUUGUAUGUAUAACAUUGCUAAACUAAGCUAAACUGUCUCCUGGCUUUAACAUUUGCUUUACUUUUCCCCCAACAAAUAUGAUUGAGUUAUCAGUCUUUUCAUUUAACUCUCUGCAAGAAAGCAAAUAAGAGUGCCUCCCAAAAUGCUAAAAUUACUCUAUAAAGCAAGAUUUCCACACAUUUUAGCAAACUUCAUAUACAAGUCAGUUGCAUUAAGGCUUAGUUUAAAUGUGAACUUUGUGGAAAUGUAAAUGUUUUAUUUAGUCAUUUGUUCAUAAAAGUUAACUGUGAGAAGCACAUACGAAAUACCAUCAUCCUAAAAGUAUGUAGCAUAAAACAGAUUUUGGUGUACAAUAUAACUCUGAUAUGAACUCCUUCUUUUGCAACUUGUAAAUGUUUCUUUUUUUCUGAAUGUGCAUGAUGUCUAUUCAUACACAGACCCGUGCUUUCUGUUGGCUGGAAAAACACAAACAUUGGAGACACUGAGGGAGAAGUUAAUAUUUCAACAAGUCAAAGUUUUUUUUUUAAAUAGCUCAGUUUGCACAAAAGUGUUUUUUGUGUGUGUUAAUCUGGUCCAGACAAGGAAAGGAGAUGUUUUGCCCAACGAGUUUAGCCCAGUGUCACGUUCCUGAGAUGCAAUGUAGUCAGAUUAAGCUUUGAGUUCUUAUUUUAUGAAAUAAAAAUUAUUCUUAUUAAUAAAACCAAAAUAAAAUAGGAGGAAUCAUUUAAUAUAAAAGCUCUCCUCUGCUGUACAGAAAACAUAUGAGAAAUAUUUGAACACUAGUCAUUUGAGCCAUGUUUUUAACACUAAUGAUGUUAACACAAAGUCUUGUCUUUUGAUUAAAGAAACUAUAUUUUCUGUAACUUCAUGAGCCAUAUGUGAUAUGCUUAAUGUACAACUGCCUGUUUAUAUGCAAUAAUACUGUUUUAGGAUGAGUGUGAUGUAAAAUAGUGACACUUUUUUGUCUCUUUAUGUAGAUAUGAAACAUGGUGUGAUCAAAUAAACAAAUCUUUUAGA